AUGGCUAGUCAGCUCAUGGGCGAAACCCUCCACGCUCUGCUGCGGCGAGCGUCGGAGGACACUGACCCCGAUGAUGCCCCCGAGGCGGGAUCCAAGGAGAUUACCAGCUCCUGGGCGUUGUUUAUUAUGAUCAUGCUGUUGAUGUUCGCCUUAUUCACGAGCUACAUCCUCCAGCAGAAGAAGAUCCAAGCCGUCCACGAAACGGUUUUAUCAAUUUUCGCGGGCAUGUUCGUUGGUCUGAUCAUCCGUUUAACCUCCCAAUCUACCCUCCAAGAUAGCGUCGCAUUCGACUACCAGUUCUUCUUCAACCUCCUCCUACCACCUAUCAUCCUCGCCUCCGGAUAUGAACUCCAUCAAGCGAACUUUUUCCGCCAUAUCGGCACCAUUCUCACCUUCGCGUUCGCCGGUACUUUCAUCUCCGCCAUGGUCCUUGGCCUCGUUCUCUACCUCUGGACGCGUAUCCCGCUGGACGGGUUGAACAUCUCUUUCGUCGAAGCGAUCUCUGUUGGCGCGACACUCUCCGCUACAGACCCGGUCACUAUCUUGGCCAUUUUUAACCUCUACAAGGUCGAGCCGAAGCUCUACACGAUCAUUUUUGGAGAAUCGAUUCUCAACGAUGCCAUUGCUAUCGUGUUGUUCGAAACUGCGCAGAAAUAUGCGGAGACUGAUGCUGGCUCGCUGAGCUUCUUGAAUUUCUUCGAAGCUAUUGGUCUCUUCUUGCUGGUUUUCUUUGGUAGCAUGCUUGUUGGUAUCAUUGUUGGCAUCGCCACAGCCCUGGGGCUCAAGUAUACUUUGGUCCGCCGUAUGCCGAAGAUCGAAAGCUGCCUUAUUAUUCUUAUCUCUUAUGCCAGCUAUUUCUUCUCGAACGGCGUGCACUUGUCUGGAAUUGUGUCACUUCUGUUCUGCGGAAUCACUUUGAAGCAUUACGCAUACUACAACAUGUCCCGCCGUACGCAGCUGACUACCAAGUACCUCUUCCAGGUCAUGGCGCAGCUUUCGGAGAACUUUAUUUUCAUUUACCUCGGUUUGGACCUGUUUGUCGAGUCCAACUUGCAAUUCAACCCGCUUUUCAUUAUGAUAUCCGUUGUCGGAAUCUGCCUUGCCCGCUAUCUUGCUGUUUUCCCCCUUUCGAAGGCGAUCAACUGGUUCAUUCGGUACAGAGCUCGUCGUCGGGGUAUCGAAGUCGCAGAUGAGUUGCCCUUCGCAUACCAGGCUAUGCUCUUCUGGGCUGGCUUGCGUGGUGCUGUCGGAGUCGCAUUGGCGGCAGGCCUCUCGGGUGCUAACGCACCGACGCUGCGAGCUACCGUUUUGGUGGUAGUCGUGUUGACCGUCAUUAUUUUUGGUGGAACAACGGCACGCAUGCUGGAAAUCAUGGGCAUUCGGACCGGCGUCGUCGAGGAGAUUGACUCGGAUGAUGAGUUUGAUAUUGAGGUGGCCCACGGUGGUACCUACUACAAACGCUCCGAUACUGCUUUCGGAUAUACUCCGCGACGCAGCGACUCGACUAUCCCUCUGGAUGGAGUCACCCCUAACCCCCAACGCAACGGGCUCGGUGAACGAGGAGGCAGUUACUCUACUGGGAACAGCCGGCGUCCCAGUCCACCCCACGGCCACACCCGAAUGUACUCGGCCGCGUACAGCACUAAAGAUACCCAAACGCGGCGUGAUCGCUCGUCAACAGCAACCCUACUGAACACCGGCACCGCGGGCAGCGACGACGAGUUCGGUCUGCCGCCCAGUGGGAAGGCUCGUGCGAGCCCAGUCGCCCACCCCGACGAGUUUGACCUCGAUCUCGAUGGCGUCUCCGAUGACGACCUUCCACCCGCCGCAAAAGCCGCCGCGUCUCGUAUGCGACGAUCUCCAUCCAACCCUCCCUCGGGACCACAUACCCCAAUACCCGCCGAGGGCUCCGCCAGCGCCUCCCCUGCCCGACGAGAGCAGCAGACUGGUCUAACCGCUCGCGACGCUCUCCGGGAUCUGUUCUCUGGCGGUGCGAACGGUGAUCAUGCGGCAUGGUUCCGCCAGAUUGACGAGGAUUACAUCAAGCCGAAAUUGUUGCUUGAUCAAUCCAACCAUAAAGGACCCGGCGCGGUCUGA
This is a messenger RNA of Penicillium longicatenatum, 2097 nucleotides long. RefSeq names its product bifunctional K:H/Na:H antiporter NHX1. Bases 1 to 2097 code for a protein of 698 amino acids. NCBI's taxonomy places the organism in Eukaryota, Fungi, Ascomycota, Eurotiomycetes, Eurotiales, Aspergillaceae. Gene Ontology annotation, cellular component: fungal-type vacuole membrane; late endosome; early endosome. Gene Ontology annotation, biological process: proton transmembrane transport; sodium ion transport; vacuolar acidification. Gene Ontology annotation, molecular function: sodium:proton antiporter activity. The transcript has 5 exons. The record is from RefSeq and is a predicted model, not a curated record.